Molecule: messenger RNA, 1878 nt
Organism: Acanthosepion pharaonis
Lineage: Eukaryota; Metazoa; Mollusca; Cephalopoda; Sepiida; Sepiidae
Source: the annotation of a GenBank genome assembly
AUGUUAACUAAUUUUCCUACUUCUCUCGCUCUCUUCUCAUCUAUCUAUCUAUCUAUCUAUCUAUCUAUCUAUCUAUCUAUCUAUCUAUCUAUCUACAACGGCCGAAACGUCGUUGCAUGCCUGUCUCUCUCUCUCUUUCUCUCUCUCCCUCUCUCUCUCUCUAUCUCUCUCUCUCUCUCUAUAUAUAUAUAUAUAUAUAUUCAUUUCUAUCUGAACUCUCACGUCUGCCUGUAUAUCUAUCUAUCUAUCUAUCUAUCUAUCUAUCUGAAUAUACUACCAUACCAGUCUUUUAAUAUCUAUCUCAUUGUUAUGUCGGAUAAGAAAGGGUGUCUGGUAUAUAUAAACAUUUUGCAUACCCCUCUCCCUCUCUCACUCUCUCUCUCUCUUUUUCUUCUCUCUAUAUAUAUUCAUUUCUAUCUGAAAGCCUGUCUGCCUCUAUCUAUCUAUCUAUCUAUCUAUCUAUCUAUCUAUCAAUCUAUCUAUCUCAGUAUACUAACAUACCGGUCUUUUCAUAUCUAUCUCUUUUAUACUAACAUACCAGUCUUUUCAUAUCUAUCUCUUUGUUAUGUCGGAUUAAAAAAGGGUCUCUUUAUUGCAUCCCUGUCUGUCUGUCUGUCUGUCUCUCUCUCUCUCUCUCUCUUUUCUCUCUCUCUCUUAUAUAAACAUUUCUUUCUCAUUAAUUUCUCAUGGUUCUACUCCCUCUUUUCUCCGUUCAGUCGCGUUUUUAUUCUCUGUGGAUAUUUCAGAUGUUUUUUUUUCUCCUUCGAUAUGUUCGUCUUCUUUUUCUUCUUUUUUUCUCUCUCUCUCUCUCUCUUUCUGAUUAUCACUCUUUCUCUCUCUCUCUCUCUCUCUCUCAUUUGUUAUCUUUUCUUUCUAUUCUAUAUUGUUCAUAUUCUCUCUUUUAAAUUUCCCGCGUCUUUUCCUCUCCUCGCCCUUUACAUUUUAACCCUUUCUUAUAACCUCUCCUUUUUUCUCCCUCCCACUCUUUCUCUUAUUCUUUCUAUCUCUGUUGAUUUUAAUCUCUAUUUUGACAAGCUUCCCGAUAUUCCAUUCUCUUUAACCCUAACUCUCUCCCUAGUAUUUUACUCUUAUGUCUCUCAAUCUCUCACCUUCCUCCUUUCUCUCCCCCUUGCAUUUUUCUCUUAUUUUACGAUCUCUCUCCCUCUCUCUCCCUCCCUCUCUCUCUCUCUCUCCCUCUCUCUCUCUCUCUCUCUCUCUCUCUGUUCCUCUUUUCUCCUAUACUUUUAUCUUUACAAUUUUUCUAUAAAUUAUCGUUUUUCUUUUUCGUUACAUCUCUUUUCCAUCUCUCUUUCUCUCUCCCUCUUUCUCUCUCUCUCACCCCCCUCUUUCUCUCUCUCUCUCUCUCUCUCUUCUCUUUUCCCACUUUCUCACUCCCAUCUUAACUUGCUCAUUCCUCAUGUCUCUCUCUCACUAUCUUUCUCAUUCUCACAUUAUUUUGCUCUCUCACAACCCCCCACUCUCUCUCUUACUCUUUCUCACAUCUUUCUCAAUCUCAUUUUAUCUUGUUCUCUGAUCACCUCUCUCUCUCUCUCUCACAACUUCUUUCUCACUCGUACCUUAUCUAACUCUCACCAUCUCUCUCACACUCUUUCUCACUUUCAACUUAUCUUGUUCUCUCACCACCUCUCUCUCACAACUUCUUUCUCACUCUUACCUUAUCUAACUCUCACCAUCUCUCUCACACUCUUUCUCACUUUCAAUUUAUCUUGUUCUCUCACCACCUCUCUCUCACAACUUCUUUCUCCUCUUACCUUAUCUAACUCUCACCAUCUCUCUCACACUCUUUCUCCUUUCAACUUAUCUUGUUCUCUCACCACCUCUCUCUCACAACUUCUUUCUCACUCUUACCUUAUCUAA